AUGGCAUCGUCAGCUAGUAGACUUAACUUUCUAUCGCGGGGAGUGUGGUCAUUACUACUACAGACGUCAAGGUCACCUUCCCACAACGUCGAUUUCGCCAACGGCAAGACAUACACUUACUCUGAGCUCAAAGCAGCAAUACUUUGUGUGGCUAGUGCCCUCAACAGACUUGGUUACAAGAAAGGCGAUGUCAUGGCCAUGUAUUCUGUCAACAACUCAGAGUAUUGUAUCCUACUGCUAGCGUGUGUAGCAUCCGGGAUUAUCUUGACCACCGGCAACCCGACAUACACACCUGCGGAGCUUGCGCGACAUUUAAAUCACUCUGGGUCCGCAAGUUUGGUUGUCGUCGAUGUUCUAUUACCAGUCGCCAAGACGGCUUUGGACAGUGACCCUAACUUGAAGAAUGCUAUCAAGCACGUGAUAGUCAUUGGAGAAGCAGAUGGCUACCGCUCGUUUUCCUCGUUACUGGAGGAUGACGGGAAAUCUUUCCCCGACAAACUCAACAUCGAUCCUAUGAAUGACGUGGUUGUCAUACCCUACUCCAGCGGAACGACAGGGCUACCAAAGGGAGUGCAGCUCACCCAUUAUAACCUGGUUGCUAACCUUCAGCAGUUUAGGACGGUGAUGAGGGUGACCGAGGAGGAUACCAGCUUAGGGUUCCUUCCCUUUCACCAUUGCUACGGCAUGAUCCUGGUCAUGAUGGGCGUAUUUCAGGACGGAGGAAAACUAGUGACGCUCCCGAAAUUUGACCCGUCAAUGUUCCUUACGGCUUUGGCUGAACAGAAGGUAACAAUGGCACAUAUUGUUCCACCAAUCGUCGUGUUUAUGGCCAAACAUCCCGCUGUAUCCCAGCAUGACCUUUCUAAUCUAAAAAGGGCAGUGGUUGGAGGAGCCCCUCUAGGUGAAGCCAUCACUGAAGCCUUCACGAAGAGAUUAAAUGUCCCCAUCACACAAGGAUACGGACUGACAGAGACGUCUCCGGAGUUAGUGUCUGAUUCCCUUCCCCCGAGCCCAGGAACUACCGGCCGACUUUUGCCCAAUACAAUGGCCAAGGUCGUCAAUCCGGAGACGGGUGCCGAGCUCGGAACUGGAGAAUCCGGAGAGUUAGUAUUCAAGGGUCCACAGAUAAUGAAAGGCUAUCUAAACAACCAGCAGGCCACUGAUGAUAUGAUAAAGAAUGGAUGGCUGUAUUCAGGUGAUGUGGGACAUGUACAAGAGAACGGCUGUAUUGUUAUCACAGACAGACUGAAGGAACUGAUCAAGUACAAGGGUUUCCAGGUUCCCCCGGCAGAAUUGGAGGACUUGCUCCUCAAACUUCCGGGUAUCCAGGACGCGGCUGUGAUAGGUAUCCCGGAUGAGGCCGCUGGGGAGCUGCCUCGAGCUUACGUGGUGUCGAAACUAGACCAAACAUUAACUGAAGAGGAAGUCUGCAAGUUCGUUGAAGAAAACGUGUCUGGAUACAAGAAAUUACGGGGUGGAGUGCAGUUCUUGGAAGAAAUCCCGAAGUCGCCUUCUGGCAAAAUCCUCAGACGAGUUCUCAGGGACGAACUUAUCUCGAAUGUGUGAUUAAGUAUAUGGGAUACUUAAAUGUAUAUUGUUAAAACUCAUUUUUAUUCUAACUGUACAUACAUUUAUUUGUAAAUAAAAACACUUAUGACAGUGACAAAGCAACUUA
Molecule: messenger RNA, 1675 nt
Organism: Pecten maximus
Lineage: Eukaryota; Metazoa; Mollusca; Bivalvia; Pectinida; Pectinidae
Product: 4-coumarate--CoA ligase 1-like
Molecular function (GO): CoA-ligase activity
Source: RefSeq, a predicted model, not a curated record